AUGAAUUUUGUCAGACUGAAUGACUGUAACCUCUCAGAGAAAAGCUGUGCAGCUCUGUCCUCAGUUCUUAGCUCCCAGUUCUCCAGUCUCAGAGAACUGGACCUGAGCAACAACAACCUGCAGGAUUAUGGAGUGAAGCUUCUAUCUGCUGGACUGGAGAGUCUGAACUGCAAACUUGAAAGUCUCAGCUUGUCAGGUUGUAUGAUCUCAGAUGAAGGCUGUGCCUCUCUGGCCUCUGCUCUGAGCUCCAACCCCUCUCAUCUGAAAGCGUUGGACCUAAGCUACAAUCAUCCAGGAGACAGGGGAGUGAAGCUGCUGUCAGCUGGAAUCGAGGAUCCACACUGGAGACUGGAAAUCUUCAGGGAGCUGCCCCAACCCCUAACUCCUCAAUCACUAAGGCACUGUUUGAACUCAUGGGCUUCAUCUUUCAAGGACACGGUCUACCUGGACUAG
Cyprinodon variegatus (sheepshead minnow) is the source of this 453-nucleotide messenger RNA. Its product is annotated as ribonuclease inhibitor-like. Bases 1 to 453 code for a protein of 150 amino acids. NCBI's taxonomy places the organism in Eukaryota, Metazoa, Chordata, Actinopteri, Cyprinodontiformes, Cyprinodontidae. The record is from RefSeq and is a predicted model, not a curated record. The transcript is spliced from 4 exons. Gene Ontology annotation, molecular function: protein binding.